Molecule: messenger RNA, 540 nt
Organism: Dioszegia hungarica
Lineage: Eukaryota; Fungi; Basidiomycota; Tremellomycetes; Tremellales; Bulleribasidiaceae
Exons: 3
Coding region: 1-540 (179 amino acids)
Biological process (GO): translation
Cellular component (GO): mitochondrial large ribosomal subunit
Molecular function (GO): structural constituent of ribosome
Source: RefSeq, a predicted model, not a curated record
AUGCGCCCUUCUACCUCCCUAUUCGGUGCCAGUCGGCUCCCAUUGACGCCUAAACGAGCCAACAAGGACUUUUACAAGGGUACCCGUCAAUCCUACGUUCCGGGCGGAGGACACAGGACCGGUCCACCAGGUAAACACGUCGUACAGGGGAAGGCAAAGUACAGGCUUCUUGACGAGAAGGUGCGGUACUUUGUUGGGCCUGGACCGGAGGUGCUCGCCAAUACAAAUCUGAAACCAUACGUCUCGACCCAAAUACCCAGAAUAUCAGACUCCAAGAUCGCCUCUUCAUCCACCACCCCACUGCCCUCAUUUUCACCCAACGCAAUCCCAUCAUCCGCGGAAUCACGAUUCUCUACGGCGGACUUUACGAAAUUCUCGAGGCGAUAUCAGCGGGCGAGUCUGGAGGAGCGGCAGGCGCUGAUACAGAACAGCAGGAGGGAGUGGUGGGAGGCUAUGAGGGGGCGAUUUGGUGGAGACGAGGCGGCGAGGGAGGAGCGGAUCACACAGAGUGUAGAGGGGAGAGUAGCGGGGUCAGCCUAG